UUGAAUUAAUAUAGAUUGUGAAGCUAAAAGCUUUCAACAAGUUUGAAAAUACAUCAGAGGCUUUGUCUGCUGCAACUUUGCUAAUAGAUAGUAAGCCCAACAAGGGUUUCCAUAAGAUUUUUCUCUCACUGUGAUGGUGAAACAUUAUCAGUAGCUGACUCAAAGCUUGGUAACGCAAUUAAGGAGAAACUGGUUAGUUUAUCCCUCUUCUGUAAUUUUAGUGUCCUUUGUAUGAUGUUUUUCUUCAAUUUUCUAAAAAGAAUAGUUCUAGGGCAGACCCAAACUCAGGGCCGCCACUGUUUAGACCAUGGCCGCAGUUAACAAAAGUAUAGAUGCUUCCAAUGAAGGUAGAUUCAAGCCUCCACAAGAUUUUCAAGAGGAUGAGAGAAAUUCUCUUAUUGAAUCUGCUUUAUCAGAUAAAUCUGAGCUUUGGCUUAUUCAAUGGCCGAAAGAUCAGCUUCCUGAUUUUGAUGGUCAAGAACUAUCUCUCAAGCUUAAUAAUGAUGGAUUGCUCGGAAAAUUUGAGGGUUCAUCAGGAAAGUCAUAUGAUGUGAUCAGUUAUUCAGCACUUGCUCCAGAAGCAAAUGUAUUCACCUCAUCUAAGAUUGCUGGAAAGAUUUCUCGUCGUGUAUCGUUUGUUCACUACCCUGAUCCAAGUGAAAUCCAGAAACCUGUUAACAGUAGUUUGAAGCAAUUAUAUCAGAGAUCUUCAGGAACUGGAACUUCUCGGACCCAUUCAUCUCACACUUUUGCUACUCCAACACGAAGUAGUCAUAAGUCAAAAAGCUCAAAAUCGACAAGUAGUAAAGGGGGUUCAGCAUAUAUUGGAAGAAAUCUUAACUCGGUCUCUGAGGCUGGGGAGACACCAAAACUAGGAAAGAGGAAACAUAACGAGGAACAUAGUCGUGAACAGUCGUUGGGUAAAAGCUCUGGUUCGAUCCAACAUUCAAGUGAAAAGAAAUUAAAGAAAAAACAGAAAGUUGAGAUUUAGGAUUAGAGAAGGGGAACUGUGGCAUUUAUCUUUGAAUUUGAAGUAGGAGAAAUAUCAGUUUUCUGCUUUAUGCUAUAUAAAGUAUAAACCUUUCUGUACAAUAUUUAUAUCCUUGAAGUCAUUUUUAGAACAAUUAUUAACUUAGUAUCUUUUUAUCUUCUACAGCUUGUUUGGUGUAGUUUAUUUUAUUUUUUGAAAAUAACCAAUUAUUUGAGUUAAAUGACUUUUUAUUUAAUAUUUUAGAUGAUUUGUAUGUUUUGAUA
Molecule: messenger RNA, 1254 nt
Organism: Impatiens glandulifera
Lineage: Eukaryota; Viridiplantae; Streptophyta; Magnoliopsida; Ericales; Balsaminaceae
Product: mediator-associated protein 2-like
Exons: 4
Coding region: 308-991 (227 amino acids)
Source: RefSeq, a predicted model, not a curated record